AUGUCUCAACAACAACAACGUUCAGUCUUUGUUGUAUCAUGGACCACUUUGCUCUCACUGCUCACUUCCCUUCUUUUUGUGUGGUAUUUGAUUCAUACUCAACAAUUAUCAGAAUUUGUUCAAGAUACUCAAAAUAAGAUAUGGAAGAGUAUCCUGUUCACACCAACAACAACACAUCAACAACAACAACAACAACGAGAGGAAUUUUUCAAUGUUUAUAAUUUCACAGUGAUCGAUUCGGAGGGUCAUCCAAUUGCUCUCAACUCUUCACAAUAUCUCAACAAGGUAUUACUCAUUGUGAAUGUUGCUUCUCAAUGUGGAUUCACUCCUCAAUAUGAAUCUCUUCAACGUUUAUAUGAAAAAUAUGGACCACAAAACAACAACAAUGGAAGAUUUGAAAUUCUUGCAUUUCCUUGUAAUCAAUUUGGAUAUCAAGAACCUGCUCCUAUUAGAGAUGUGUGCGAAUUUGCUACUUCCAAGUAUCAUAUCACGUUUAAACUAUUUAAUAAGGUGAAUGUGAAUGGAAAAGAUACCAUUCCAUUGUAUCGAUACUUGAAAGAACAAGCACCAGGAUUUAUUAGUAAUGGAAUUAAAUGGAAUUUCACUAAAUUUUUAGUGAAUUCUAAGGGACAAGUGGUUGGAAGAUAUUCUCCAAUUACAAACCCAGAAUCAUUAUCACCUAUUAUUGAGAGAUUAUUAAAUGAAUAG
Molecule: messenger RNA, 708 nt
Organism: Naegleria fowleri
Lineage: Eukaryota; Heterolobosea; Eutetramitea; Acrasida; Naegleriidae
Exons: 1
Coding region: 1-708 (235 amino acids)
Biological process (GO): response to oxidative stress
Molecular function (GO): glutathione peroxidase activity
Source: RefSeq, a predicted model, not a curated record